AUGGUUCGUGAGGCUGCUUUAAGGAUGCAAAAUGAUCAAGAGGGACCCCUGCUAUCCGUUGCGGAGGUGGCCUCGAUUCUGCUGGACCCAGCUGUUUAUUAUCCACUUCAAUUCGCUGUUCUUCGUAGAAAACAAAUGGUGCGGUUGACGAAAUCGGCUAUCAAAAAUCGAUCUUCACGUUACGACAAUCCGGCUCUUUAG
Molecule: messenger RNA, 201 nt
Organism: Opisthorchis viverrini
Lineage: Eukaryota; Metazoa; Platyhelminthes; Trematoda; Opisthorchiida; Opisthorchiidae
Exons: 1
Coding region: 1-201 (66 amino acids)
Source: RefSeq, a predicted model, not a curated record